Molecule: messenger RNA, 1335 nt
Organism: Symbiodinium pilosum
Lineage: Eukaryota; Dinophyceae; Suessiales; Symbiodiniaceae
Source: the annotation of a GenBank genome assembly
GCCCUCGAUGUGGUGGAAAAAUAUGCUGGUGUCAAGACAAUCUGCUCAGCCUUCAAGCAGCUUGAGUCUUCGGAAUUUGUGGGCCCGGUUGCUGUUAGCGGGACUCAAUUUCGAAGCUCCUGUUUGUUCUACCUGGAUAUGGAUAAACAGGAGCGGCUUUGCACGCCCCUGGGCGAGGAUCAGGAGGCCACCUUGCUCGAGGGCACGUGGAACAAAACCUUGGAGUCAAAUGUGAAGAAGAAUGCCUGGUUUCUCGAGACAGUGUUGGAUUUUGAGCCGUUUUGCCGAGUCCCACCAACAAAGCAGGAAUGGGGCAUAAUCUUGGAGAACUUCAACUACGAAUCGAAAAACUUGGCGAUUCGCAAGACGGAGUACACUGUUUGGUCGAACCUUCGGCGCCUGUGGUCGAACGCCAAACAUGGCGCUCGUGAUGCAGAGAUCACGCGGCUCAAGGCCCGCAUGAAGGAUGCAAAGGAGGACGUGGAUGAUGAGCAGGCGUUGCCUGCAUCUGCGCCCUGCACGCCUGUCGGCGCGAAGAAGGAAGACAGUGAUGAAGCACCUUCUACCCCGCCCGCUCCAUGGAAGGAAAGGGUGGCCGAGGAGCCUCGAAACAGGCUGGACCCAGAUGAGGACUCCCAAGCUCCAUUUCUGCUACCAGAGAUGGAGCAGCUGUCGGACCUCCAGUUUGUGCUGCGCCAGUUUGAAGAGCAUGGACUUGAAGAUGAGAUGGCAAGCGACGCCUUUUACGAGACUUCGCACACCGCUGGCCGGGUGUGGGGCGCAGGGUGCUUGCUCAGUCGCCAGAAGGCCCUGAUGAGGGUGAUGGUGAAGAACGGCACGCUGGACAAGAUCAUGAAUGAGCUUCAUGAGAAUGCUGGUGAGAUGCCUCCGAUCCCUGAGCCGGAUUUCUUGCAAGGCAAAGAGAAGAAGCGCAAGAGUAAGCCCUUACCGGUUGCGACAAGCUCCAAGAAGAAGGCCAAAGCCGAGAAGCCCAAGAGGGCGUGCAAUUCCGGGCCAGAGGCUGCGGAACUGGCAGGACUGCCAGUGGAGGCCAAGGCGAUCCUUGAGGGCUAUGCCGGAUCCUACCAGAAGAUCAUUCUGAGCCUUCCCCGCUUGUAUUGGCCCACGUCCACCCGUGGUGGUCGCCACAGCUACACUGUGCAGGUUGGUGAGAACAAGGGGCGAAUGGAGAUCCUUCUCCGCAACCAAGCCUUCAAACCAAAAGUUCGAGAUGAUGGUUCGGCUUUGAAGUGCGGACAGAUCAGCUUCAAGACGGAUCCGCAGGCAGCCCUCGCGCAGGCCCUCGAGAAGAUCACAGGAACAACAGAGGCCUAG